GGCGGCGAACCAACGGCCCGUCCCGCUGCCCAGCCCGGCAGGUGCGGCGGCCGCCGUCGCCGCCCGGAAGGGUCCGCACCGCCCAGGCUCUGGGGCCGCAGGCUUCAGGCGCUUGAUGUGCGAGAUCGCGGUCUCAGCUGUUUGAGGACUUCCCAUUUUCACUUUUUAUCUUUGUCUGUUUUCGAGCCUCUCAGUUUUUAGCCAAUCAAAGGGAAAUGGACUUGGAUUGACAUAAAAACUCUUAAAUUGCUUCCAAGUAGAGUCCUUGAGUGCUUAGAAUGAGUUGUGUCUUAAGCAGUGAAUAUGAAAUGUUGCAGUUGUGGUACUUACCAUGAAACGUAAAUUUUCAAGCAAGCAGAUUUAGGGUUACUCUCCAGCUCUUGGCCUGGUUGCUAGUCUUAGUAGGAAUGUACAGAGCUCUUUAAAUACUUAACAAGGACUGAAAAAGGAUAUUUUGUAUAUUUUACUAUUUGUAAAACAAUCAGUAAAUUCCUAGGAGCUAGAGACGUUUGAGAUAAUCAUCAUCAAAAUCACAAAUUUAACUAACAUUUAUCAGAUAAUGUUAGUCCUUGCUGAUGAUAAUGAAGAUAAUUCAAAUGAUGGGACCCAGCCACCCAAAAGGAGGCGAAUGGGCUCUGGAGAUAGCUCUAGGAGUUGUGAAACUUCAAGUCAAGAUCUUGGCUUUAGUUACUAUCCAGCAGAAAACUUGAUAGAGUACAAAUGGCCACCAGAUGAAACAGGAGAAUACUAUAUGCUUCAAGAACAAGUCAGUGAAUAUUUGGGUGUGACCUCCUUUAAACGGAAAUAUCCAGAUUUAGAGCGACGAGAUUUGUCUCACAAGGAGAAACUCUACCUAAGAGAGUUAAAUGUCAUUACAGAAACUCAAUGCACUCUAGGUUUAACAGCAUUGCGCAGUGAUGAAGUGAUAGAUUUAAUGAUAAAGGAAUAUCCAGCCAAACAUGCUGAAUAUUCUGUUAUUCUACAAGAAAAAGAACGGCAGCGAAUCACAGACCAUUAUAAAGAGUAUUCUCAAAUGCAACAACAGAAUACUCAGAAAGUUGAAGCCAGCAAAGUGCCUGAGUAUAUUAAGAAAGCUGCCAAAAAAGCAGCUGAAUUUAACAGCAAUUUAAACCGAGAACGCAUGGAAGAAAGAAGAGCUUAUUUUGACUUGCAGACACAUGUUAUCCAGGUGCCUCGAGGGAAGUACAAAGUUUUGCCGACAGAGCGAACAAAGGUCAGUUCUUACCCAGUGGCUCUCAUCCCCGGACAGUUCCAGGAAUAUUACAAGAGGUACUCACCAGAUGAGCUGCGGUAUUUGCCGCUGAACACAGCCCUGUACGAGCCCCCUCUGGAUCCCGAGCUGCCUGCUCUGGACAGCGAUGGUGAUUCAGACGACGUGGAAGAUGGUCGUGGUGACGAGAAACGGAAGAGUAAAGGCACUUCGGACAGCUCCUCUGGCAAUGUAUCCGAAGGCGAAAGCCCUCCUGACAGCCAGGAGGAUUCCUUCCAGGGAAGACAGAAAUCUAAAGACAAAGCUGCUACUCCGAGAAAAGAUGGUUCCAAACGCUCUGUACUGUCCAAAUCAGUUCCUGGGUACAAGCCAAAGGUCAUUCCAAAUGCUAUAUGUGGAAUUUGUCUGAAGGGUAAGGAGUCCAACAAGAAAGGAAAGGCUGAAUCACUUAUACACUGCUCCCAAUGUGAUAACAGCGGCCAUCCUUCUUGCCUGGAUAUGACCAUGGAGCUUGUUUCUAUGAUUAAGACCUACCCAUGGCAAUGUAUGGAAUGUAAAACAUGCAUUAUAUGUGGACAACCCCACCAUGAAGAAGAAAUGAUGUUCUGUGAUGUGUGUGACAGAGGUUAUCAUACUUUUUGUGUGGGCCUUGGUGCUAUUCCAUCAGGUCGCUGGAUUUGUGACUGUUGUCAGCGAGCCCCCCCAACACCCAGGAAAGUGGGCAGAAGGGGGAAAAACAGCAAAGAGGGAUAAAAUAGGUUUUUGACCCUAAUAUUGUAUAUGCAUUUAAGUGGAAUAUUUGGUGCCAAUUUAUUUACAUUUUCAUUUUUAUGUCAAUAAAAGAAUUUUGAAAUUAAA
Messenger RNA from Microcebus murinus (gray mouse lemur), 2089 nucleotides. The record is from RefSeq and is a predicted model, not a curated record. Lineage: Eukaryota; Metazoa; Chordata; Mammalia; Primates; Cheirogaleidae.